GACGUCAAAUGAGCCUCAUCCGUUUUGGUCACUCGCGGCAGUAAACAUGGCGACAGGCUAAUGCAAUCGUUCAUUCAGACUGGAUUGAUAUCUUUCUCAGAGUUGAAACAACACGUUUUCCUUUCGUUUUGGUGCCCACAGGUUCGACUGUAGGGCGUUCCGCUCUGCAACUUUUUCUUGAAUAAAAAGGGUGAAGGAGACGAACCAGCACAAUGGGGCGACGUUCAACCUCCUCCACCAAGAGUGGGAAGUUCAUGAACCCCACCGACCAGGCCAGAAAGGAGGCCAGGAAGAGGGAGUUAAAAAAGAACAAGAAGCAGAGAAUGAUGGUGAGGGCGGCGGUGCUGAAGAUGAAGGACCCCAGACAGAUCAUCAGAGACAUGGAGAAGCUGGAUGAGAUGGAGUUUAACCCAGUCCAGCAGCCCCUGCUGAAUGAGAAAGUGUUGAGGGACAAGAGGAAGAAGCUACGCGAGACGUUUGAGCGCAUAGUCCGCCUGUACGAGAGAGAGAACCCCGACACUUACAAGGAGCUACGUAAACUGGAAUUGGACUAUGAGACCAAACGAGGGCAACUGGCUCUGUAUUUUGAUUCAGUCAAGAAUGCAGAGUCAGUGGAGGUUGACAGUAUCCCUUUGCCAGAUAUGCCACAUGCCCCCUCCAACAUCCACAUCCAGGACAUCCCUCUACCAGGGGCGCAGCCUCCCUCCAUACUAAAGAAGAGCACCGCAUUUGGUAAAGGACCCCUGUCAGCAUCCUCUGGACCGGUUUUGGCAACAGUGCCAGGUGUGCCGCGUUUACCUCCAGGGAAGAAGCCUCCUGGGCCCCCACCUGGACCCCCACCUCCACAGGUCCUGGCAUUAUACGGCAUUCCUUCUCGACGAGCUUAUGGCACAGAUGCAGAGCCCACCAUUCCUGGUCUGGAAAAGGAGACCGCCAUGGACUUGGGAAGAGAUCGUGACAGUGGCAGUGACAGUGACAGAGAUCGGGAUGAUGUGGAUGAUGACGAAAGCGACUCUGAAGAGGACAGUGAAGAAGAGAGAGAUGAGGGCAUGGAUGGUGAUCAGAGAAUGAGUGUUGACAGGCAGGAUGACGAGAGGGACAGAGAUGAGGAGAGAGACAGAAGUGACAGGCAUGCAGGUCGCAGCGUACGUUUCGCCGACAUGACUCCAGAGGCACCGCGUGAAGGAAAGCGCAAGAAAAAGAGGCUGGUCAAGAGGACCAAGGCCAUCACCCCUCUGCAGGCCAUGAUGUUAAGGAUGGCAGGUCAGUCUGUUCCUGAAGAGGAGGAAGAAGAAGAGGUAGAGGAGGAAUACACAGAUGAAUCAGACAGCUCAGACGUCGAGGACAGGGGGCCACCAGGGGACAGCCAGCCCCACCUUAUACCGAAUCAGCGUCUGCCGCCACCUGCUGGGCCAGUGGGACAGCAAGGGCCGCCACACUUGCAAGGCCCACCGAUGACUGGGCCUCCACCUCUGGGUCCACCCCCAGCUCCUCCAAUGAGGCCACCUGGUCCACCCUCGGGCCCACCUCCCGGCCCACCACCAGGUGCUCCUCCAUUCUUGAGGCCUCCUGGUAUGCCUGGAGGCAUGAGGGGUCCAAUGCCUCGACUUCUGCCUCCUGGACCUCCACCGGGUAGACCCCCAGGUCCUCCACCAGGCCCUCCUCCAGGCCUCCCACCAGGCCCACCACCACGAGGACCCCCUCCCAGAUUACCGCCCCCAGCACCACCAGGUAUACCACCUCCCCCCCCAAGAGCCGGAGGGCCCCCGCGUCCACUCGCCCCACCACUGUCCCUCUUUCCUCCACCUCUCAACUCCAAUGUGCUCAGUGCUCCUCCCAACAUUGUCCAGCGCCAAAAAGGCGCAGGAUCCAACCAGGAUGGUCCACAGAGCAACAUGCCUCCUCCAGCCAUGCCCAUGCCCAUGCGACCUGGUGUCAUGCAGAUGCCUCCGCCCCCAGGGACAGCUGCCGCUGCCACAGGCCCAAAUGCAGGCAACAACCCACCAGGCCACCACCACACAGCCACCAUCGAAAAGCGAGCAAACAUCACCUCUGUUGCAGCAGCUGGAGGCGGCCUGGCAGCAGGUGCCGGCUCUGGUGGUGCCACCAUCUCUGCCAAACCUCAGAUUAUCAAUCCAAAGGCGGAGGUCACCCGCUUCGUGCCCACAGCACUGAGGGUGCGCAGAGACAAGAGCGGAGCAAUGCCCGGGGCAGCACCUGGGCCUCUGGAGAAAGCAGUGGGGGGAGCUGGAGGAAGGAGGGGUGAUGAAGGUAUGGGAGCUGGACAGGGGCAGAAACAGCAGGCGGCAGCUGCUCAGAUGGGAUUGGUCAACCCAGUCCAGAUGGGUGCUGUGUCUCAGUCUAACAUGAAGACUAAGGACCAGGUUUAUGAAGCCUUUAUGAGGGAGAUGGAGGGACUCCUCUGAGACUCGAGAGGGAGCUGGGGGACGAUAGGAGUGUAUUUGUUUUGUGGGUUUUUUUUGUGCAGAGUUAUAGAGGUAGCUUUCUUCAAGGCUGUCAGCAAGAUGUCCUCAGUAACAAAGGAAAAACUGCUACACUCUCAUCAAACUCAUCUUCAUCUGAUCUGGACUUUUAUUUGUCGUAUCAAAGAGAAUGUGAAUUUGAUGUACGUGAGAAAUCAGAUUCUAUAUAAUUGGAAAAAAAUGUUAGGUUCCUAAAGAACACUAUUCUCUGCACUGGAAAAAAAAAAAAACGUGCUCUUUGUCUCCAUUUUGUUCCGUCUUUUUUCUCCAGCCAGCUAUUUGUGAAUUUUCUUUUUUUGUAUGAUUUUAUGACUGACUAUUUUAUCGGUUACCUGCUAAACCUGUAUGACAUAAAAAUUUGAAGUGGUUAGUGUUUGUUAACCACUGACAAAAUACAUGUCUGAAAGUGUUUUCUGCAGCAUAAUAAACGCGUCAUAAACUGUUUUCA
Acanthopagrus latus (yellowfin seabream) is the source of this 2931-nucleotide messenger RNA. It is a transcript of the gene wbp11, whose product is annotated as WW domain-binding protein 11. Gene Ontology annotation, biological process: mRNA cis splicing, via spliceosome. The record is from RefSeq and is a predicted model, not a curated record. Gene Ontology annotation, cellular component: spliceosomal complex. Bases 213 to 2426 code for a protein of 737 amino acids. The transcript has 12 exons. NCBI's taxonomy places the organism in Eukaryota, Metazoa, Chordata, Actinopteri, Spariformes, Sparidae.